GUAAACAAUAUGCAACCAGUAAUUUCUCCAUCAAACCCCCUGAAGUUUUUCCUCAAUCGCUCAUAACGAGCUCGUUGUCUCCGAAAUACGUGGAGGUGAUCUCGGAAACCUUCUCCCGUUCGCUCCGUCUACCUCCCUUUUGCUCUCUAUUUUUGGUUGUUGCUUUUUUCCUUGUUUGGAGAUCAGCACAGAUUAAGCAGCUAUGCCCACCUCGAAGCGGCUGUCUCACUCCGCUUCUGGAGGCGGACUUCAAAGGAGCAGAGCCAGCGCCGGUAGAUGCCGACUUCCUGUUGUGCUCCUUCUCUUCCUUUCUAUCCUCGCUCCGUUGCUCUUCCUCGCAGGUCGGAGUGUCCGCGCACCGAUCUACUCGGAUCAGAAGGGUGUGUCGAACUUAUCAAGUAAACAGAUUCUAGACUGGAAAGAACAACCAGCUGUGCAAAAGUUGAAGUCUAUUCUUACAAAAGAGGUAAUUGAUUCAAUUGUUGCUAGCCGAGAUGAACUUGGUCCCUGGAGUCUUGAUUUUUUCAGAAGAAACCAUGGGUCUUCUUCAUGGCAAAUUGAUGAAUUGGACAACAGCGCCCAAUCCAAUGUUACUGCAGAAGAUGCAAUACAAACAGUUGCUGGUGCUCAACUUAAAACUUCCCAGGGUACAUCAGAACAUGAUGCCAGUUUCCAUGUUUCCUCAUCUAAAGAUAAAGGGGUCAAAGAUGAAUCCGCCGAAAACCAACUUCCAGAUUCACCAGCAAAAUUAGCUCGAAGGCAAUUAAGGGAGAAGCGACGAGAAAAGAGAGUGAAAGAAUUGAUUCAACAUGAUAAUGAAGCACUAGUUAAACUUGAAAAUGCUGCUAUGGAGCGCUCUAAAUCCGUGGACAAUUCAAUUCUGGGGAAAUACAGCAUAUGGAGGCGAGAUAAUGAAAACGAAAACUCUGAUUCAACAGUUCGUUUAAUGCGUGACCAAAUGAUCAUGGCUAAGGUCUAUUCUCUUAUUGCUAAGUCUAAGAGCAGUCAUAAUAAGCUUUAUCUUGAGUUGCUGAAUCGGCUGAAGGAAAGUCAACGUGCACUUGGAGAGGCUAAUGCUGAUGGUGACCUUCCUCAUAAUGCUCCUGAGAAGAUCAAAUUAAUGGGUCAAGCUUUGUCAAAAUCUAGAGAGGAACUGUAUGACUGCAGGGCAAUCACUGAUAGGCUUAGGCUGAUGCUACAAUCAGCUGAGGAACAGGUUAGGGGUUUGAAGAAACAGAGCACAUUUCUUAGCCAAUUAGCUGCAAAGACAAUUCCUAAUGGGAUCCACUGCUUAUCUAUGCAUUUAACUGUUGCAUACCACCUUCUACCUCCAGAGAAAAGGAUAUUCCCAAAUAUCGAGAACUUGGAAAAUCCAAAUCUAUUUCACUAUGCUCUCUUUUCUGACAAUGUGUUGGCUGCAUCUGUUGUUGUAAAUUCAACUGUCAUGAACGCUAAGGAGGCAGAGAAGCAUGUAUUUCAUCUUGUCACUGAUAAGUUGAACUUCGGGGCAAUGAAAAUGUGGUUUCUGUUGAACCCACCUGGAAAGGCAACCAUACAUGUGGAAAAUGUGGAUGACUUCAAAUGGUUAACCUCAUCGUAUUGUCCCGUGUUACGACAGCUUGAAUCUGCUGCCAUGAGAGAAUACUAUUUCAGGGCAGACCAGCAUACUAGUCUUUCAGCCAGUUCAUCUAAUUUAAAGUACAGAAAUCCUAAAUACUUGUCAAUGCUGAACCAUUUAAGAUUUUAUCUUCCUCAGAUUUAUCCUAAGUUAGAUAAAAUCUUGUUCCUUGAUGAUGAUAUUGUUGUCCAAAAGGACUUGACACGGCUGUGGUCUAUUGAUCUAAAGGGGAACGUAAAUGGCGCAGUGGAGACAUGUGGGCAAAGUUUCCAUAGGUUUGACAAGUAUCUUAAUUUCUCAAAUCCUCACAUUGCAAGGAAUUUUGAUCCUAAUGCAUGUGGCUGGGCCUAUGGAAUGAAUAUAUUUGAUCUGAAGGAGUGGAAAAAGAGAGACAUUACUGGGAUAUACCACAAGUGGCAAAACAUGAAUGAGGACAGAGUAUUGUGGAAACUUGGGACACUCCCUCCUGGACUCCUGACCUUCUACAAGCUGACAUUUCCACUGGACAAGUCAUGGCAUGUUCUUGGCUUGGGCUACAACCCGAGUAUAGACCGAACAGAGAUAGAUAAUGCUGCCGUAAUCCAUUAUAAUGGAAAUAUGAAGCCUUGGCUAGAGCUAUCAUUGACCAAAUAUAGGCCUUUUUGGUCCAAGUACAUCAAACAUGAUCACCCACACAUCCGGAGCUGCAGCUUCAGCCAAUAGGUACGAGUGCUUCAAUAACUGCAUGCUAACUGUCAUUCUGCAAUUCUACUUUCCACCUAUUUGGUUUGUUGUCCUUUUCCCACUUUUAUCGGAGUUAGCAGAAUAGGUGGACUUCACAAUGCUCAGAAGCAAUGUUCUGUUUUGGUAGGAUGUUGUUUUAAUGUACAAGUAGUGCGUAGAUAUUCAUCUUCUUUUAAGGGACAUUUUAUGUAUAGGGCUUUCUUGAGUUUUUCCUUUAUAAAUGAAUUUAAUAAAGACCCUCAUAUUUGUUCCAUGUGCUA
Messenger RNA from Dendrobium catenatum, 2601 nucleotides. RefSeq names its product polygalacturonate 4-alpha-galacturonosyltransferase. The transcript is spliced from 10 exons. Gene Ontology annotation, molecular function: polygalacturonate 4-alpha-galacturonosyltransferase activity. Lineage: Eukaryota; Viridiplantae; Streptophyta; Magnoliopsida; Asparagales; Orchidaceae. The record is from RefSeq and is a predicted model, not a curated record. Bases 203 to 2320 code for a protein of 705 amino acids.